Molecule: messenger RNA, 1522 nt
Organism: Pseudovirgaria hyperparasitica
Lineage: Eukaryota; Fungi; Ascomycota; Dothideomycetes; Acrospermales; Acrospermaceae
Product: Cloroperoxidase
Exons: 5
Coding region: 160-1380 (406 amino acids)
Molecular function (GO): peroxidase activity
Source: RefSeq, a predicted model, not a curated record
GUUCGAGGAGUGACCAGUGGAUUGGAUGGGUCGGGCAGAAGGGUAUUCGAAAGAGCCGAUGGGACAAUGGUAUAUGAGAGACUGUGGCAAAUGGGUAUUCAUAUAUACCCAUCACUUCUGACCGACAGGCGGACAUCUGCGUAAGUUUAGACAUUCACAAUGCGGCCAUCAUGUUUUAGUAUUGUGGCUUCUUUGGCUGUCACAGCCUCAGCUUUUCCGGCGAAUAUCGACUUGGCGGCUGCUGGCUUUUCUUCUGAUGCUCUUCCCGAUCGGAGAGACUUGAUCUCGUAUUUCAAUGCUGAAGCUCAGUAUAUCGACACCACUGGCGAGCAUUCUUGGGUCGCUCCGACGACAGAAGAUGCCCGUGGUCCAUGUCCAGGUCUGAAUGCUAUGGCCAAUCACGGCUAUCUGCCUCAUAAUGGAGUCGGUACGAUUACAGACUUCGUGUUAGGCACAUUCAAAGUGUUCGGCAUGAGCCUCGAUCUAGGAGCCUUUCUUGCUGUCCUAGGCGCCAGCUUUGACGGAGACGGUACAAGUUGGAGUAUCGGUGGCCCACAUCCUGCCGUUGGUCUAGGGGCUACAGGUCUCAUUGGCAGCCACAACAAAUACGAGUCGGACGUCAGCCCAUGCAGACCGGACCUCUACGAAGCUGGCAACAACUACGAAGUCGUCCUCUCCCAAUGGCAAGAGCUCUACGACCUCCAAAAAGACGUCCCGAACGAAGACUCAAACUACAGCCUCGAGCUGCUCCGCGAAUUCCGUUCUCGCCGCUUCGAUCAACAGAUCGCCAAUAACCCAUACUUCUUCAAUGGACCAUUCACAGGAGUCGCCGUGCAGCCUGCGGCAUAUACGUUCAUCUACCGCUUCAUGGGCAACAAAUCCGCCGAACACCCCGACGGUCAGCUUACCAAAGAAGUCCUCAAAUCCUUCUUCGGCAUGACAGAGAAUGCCGAUGGCUCGUGGUCUGGUGGACGCGGCUACGAGCGCAUCCCCGAUAACUGGUAUAAACGUGCCAUCGGCGAUGAGUACAGCAUUCCAUUCUUCCAGACCGACUUCCUCAAGGAUGCUCUCGUCCAUCCGAAGUUCUUGGAUAUCGGCGGUAAUACUGGAAAGGUCAACACGUUUACUGGCGUUGACCUCGGGGAUCUAUCUGGUGGAGUGUUCAAUGUGAAGACGCUGGCAGAGGGCAAUAAUGCGUUUUGUCUUGCGUCUCAGUUUGCAGCACAGGCAGAGCCUGACUUGUUGAGGACUCUGUUGAGCACACUUGGAGGCGAGGCUGGCAAGGCGCUGCUUGGGCUCGGAUGUCCGCUUUUGACGAGGUUCGACGAUGACCAGCUGAAGGCAUUUCCUGGAUAUAGCCGUAGUCUGGAGGAGAAGUAGUAUGUUCUUGAAUAGGGUUGUGAAUCAUGAGGGCUAUGCUAGGCUAGAAUCGUGCACCAGAGUUCAUGUGCAGAAUUCCCAUCAGUAUCGCUUUUCAGUCCAAACCACGGUAGGUAUAUGAUGCUAAGACAAAGUGUUCACU